Molecule: messenger RNA, 1238 nt
Organism: Neurospora tetrasperma FGSC 2508
Lineage: Eukaryota; Fungi; Ascomycota; Sordariomycetes; Sordariales; Sordariaceae
Exons: 2
Biological process (GO): maturation of LSU-rRNA from tricistronic rRNA transcript (SSU-rRNA, 5.8S rRNA, LSU-rRNA)
Cellular component (GO): nucleolus
Molecular function (GO): RNA binding
Source: RefSeq, a predicted model, not a curated record
CAGCAAGUCAGACACCGUACAGUUCUUACUUGCAAUCAUCAUCCAAAAUGGCCCCAGUAACCCGCAGCAGAAGGGAGACAAAGGCCACCGAGUCGCCCGCCAACAAAAAGUCCAAGGCUUCUACCCCCAAGUCCGACAGCAAGAAGCCUGAGAAGAGAAAGGCCACCGAAGAUGCCACCCCCGUCGCCGCCAAGAAGCAAAAGGCUACCAAGGACACCGUAGCUGCCCCUUCGCCCAAGCCCACACCCAAGACCGACAAGUCGACAUCCAAGACCACCCCCAAGGAGGACAAGAAGUCGGCACAGAAGCCCGUAAAGGAGAACAAGAAGGAGAAGAAGGAGAAGCCGGCACAGAAGGAGAAGAAGACCAAGGAGCCAACACCCGAGCCCGAGGCGCAAGAGCAGGAGGACGACAACGAGGAGGAAGAGGAGGAGCUCGACAACGAGACCCAGGCUCUUGUCGAGAACCUUGACGGCGACGACAAGGAGGAGGACAACGAGGAGGCCAGCAAACAGAUCAGUACUUUCAAGAAGGGCCAGGAUGUCGGCAAGAUUCCCAAGAAGAAGACCAAGGACGACAAGGACGCCAGUGCUACCAAGGGCAGCGGCAAGCGCGGUGUCAUGUACCUCGGUCGCAUUCCCCACGGUUUCUACGAGCACGAGAUUCGCGCCUACUUUGGCCAGUUCGGCGAGAUCACCAGACUCCGCGUUGUUCGUAACAAGAAGACGGGCGCCAGCCGUCACCGCGCUUUCGUCGAGUUCGCCGACGCCGAGGUUGCCGACAUUGCCGCCCGCACCAUGGACAAGUACCUCCUCUUCGGCCACAUCUUGACCGCCAAGGUCGUCCCUCCCGCACAGGUGCACAAGGACCUCUUCAAGGGCGCCAACCGUCGCUUCAAGGUUAUCCCCUGGAACAAGAUGGCUGGCAAGCAACUCGAGAAGGCCCUGCCUGAGUCCAAGUGGCAGGGUAAGAUCACCAAGGAGGAGCAGAGGCGGGCGGCCAGAGCUGCCAAGCUCGCCGAGAUGGACUACGAGUGGGAGGCGCCCCAGCUCAAGGCCGCUGAGGCCAAGGAGCCCGCGCUCCUGACCGCUGCUGAGGAGGAGCCCGUCAAAGCUAUCGAGGCUCCGGCGGCUGCUGAGGAGAAGAUCGAGGAGAAGGCUGAGACCAAGGAGGAGGAGACCAAGGAAGAGGAGGAGCCCAAGUCGACAAGGAAGCGGGCCGCGGCCACUCCCAAGAAG